UUUCCUCCUCCGUCUCACUCGCCUUUCUACUCGCAGGCUGAACAGAGUCCGUGUGGAGUACGUGGAAACCAAUAGGAUGAGGGUUCCGUAAUAGAUGCAAAUGAUCCAGAAAAGACACUGCGAAAUAUGAACAAACUCAUUUGCUCCGAAGUAAAUCACGGAAAAACUGUUUAUGAACUGGCACCUCUCCUUGGAAAUGUAAAGCGAGGACUCCUUUUUUUUUAAGUGCCGAUUUUUUUAUUUUUAGGGGGGGUUGAAGAAGAAGAAGAAGAAGAAGGAAAAGAAGGGGGGAAAAGAAGAAGGAGAAGAGAGAGAGAGAGAGAGAGAGGUAAAGACAGAGCGUCAGAAAGAAAGAAAGAAAGAAAGGAGUAACAAUCACCUCAAACAACAAUAAAAAGAGGAUUCUGAUACCAUGCAUUGUGGCAAAGAGUUUUGACUCAAUCCUUGGGAUUUUUUUUUUUAAAUCUAUGUAUAUCUGUAUAUAUCCCCGGAAACCACAAAGAUUCUUGGGUUAGCAUCUCUUCGCUUUCCUCCGCUCCUGUGGCUGUUGAUACACCCCGUCCUCCGUACCUUCCACCUCUUAUCUAUUUAAAAUAAGCUAUUUAUAUUAAAAUGAGCUCUUACUUCGUCAACUCCCUGUUCUCCAAGUACAAAACCGGAGACUCCCUGCGCCCCAACUUCUACGACUGUGGGUUCGCUCAGGAGCUCGGAGGGAGACCUACAGUCGUGUACGGGCCGAGCACGGGAGGCACCUUUCAGCACCCCACCCAAAUCCAGGAGUUCUACCACGGGGCGUCUUCUCUGUCCAGCUCCCCUUACCAACAGAACCCCUGCGCCGUCGCGUGCCACGGGGACCCGAGCAAUUUCUACGGCUAUGACCCCUUGCAAAGACAAAGCCUCUUCAGCGCUCAGGACUCCGACCUAGUGCAGUAUCCGGAUUGCAAGCUCGCCUCCGCCGCCGGGCUGGGAGAAGACGCCGACAACUCCGAGCAGAGCCCUUCGCCCACGCAGCUCUUUCCUUGGAUGCGACCGCAAGCAGCCGCCGGACGGAGGAGAGGACGGCAGACUUACAGCCGCUACCAGACCUUGGAGCUGGAGAAAGAGUUCCUUUUUAAUCCUUACCUGACCCGCAAGAGGCGGAUCGAGGUGUCGCACGCGCUGGGACUGACGGAGAGGCAAGUGAAAAUCUGGUUUCAGAACCGCAGGAUGAAGUGGAAAAAGGAGAACAACAAAGAUAAGUUCCCGAGCAGCAAAUGCGAACAGGAGGAGCUGGAGAAGCAGAAAAUGGAAAGGGUGCAGGAGGUGGAAGAGGGCGGCGAAGCACAGACCGGGGAGAAGAAAUAGGCGCUUGGGAAGCCCACGGACAGGCGAGCCGCAGAAAGCCUCCUUGCUCCUGCCAUUCUGCCAGCCGGGUGUU
Heteronotia binoei (common prickly gecko) is the source of this 1417-nucleotide messenger RNA. It is a transcript of the gene HOXB8, whose product is annotated as homeobox B8. The coding region runs from base 613 to 1344 and encodes 243 amino acids. Gene Ontology annotation, biological process: regulation of transcription by RNA polymerase II. Gene Ontology annotation, cellular component: nucleus. Gene Ontology annotation, molecular function: DNA-binding transcription factor activity, RNA polymerase II-specific; RNA polymerase II transcription regulatory region sequence-specific DNA binding. The transcript has 2 exons. The record is from RefSeq and is a predicted model, not a curated record. NCBI's taxonomy places the organism in Eukaryota, Metazoa, Chordata, Lepidosauria, Squamata, Gekkonidae.